Messenger RNA from Mercenaria mercenaria, 2051 nucleotides. RefSeq names its product dynein axonemal assembly factor 10-like. Gene Ontology annotation, molecular function: ubiquitin binding. The record is from RefSeq and is a predicted model, not a curated record. The coding region runs from base 102 to 1169 and encodes 355 amino acids. The transcript has 8 exons. Lineage: Eukaryota; Metazoa; Mollusca; Bivalvia; Venerida; Veneridae.
UUUACUUCCGGCAGUUGAUGUGUCAAAGCUUGUUGUAGUUAGGGAAGCGAUUUUUCUAGAAUCUCUUGAUAUUUUCAAGAUUUAACGAGGAACUGAUAAAUAUGGAUAAGCCACAAAUUAUUCUUCAUGUACAAAAGUCCUUAAAUUAUACAAUUUUUGACGCAAAGUGGAUUCCAUGCAGUGCAAAAUUUGUGACCCUAGGAAAUUAUGCUCGUGGAUCUGGAGCGUUACAAAUAUAUGAAGUUUCGCAUGGAGAUCUUAAAUUGAUAAAAGAGGCAGAGAAAUCAAAAGCGUUUAAAUGCGGUACAUUUGGGGCUUCAAGUCUUCAACAAAGAUAUUUGGCAACAGGAGACUUUGAUGGGAAAAUGGCAAUAUGGAACUUGGAGGCUCUUGAGGCGCCAGUGUAUUCAGUGAAAGGUCACAAGGAAAUUAUUAACUGUAUAGAUGGUGUAGGAGGACUUGGGAUAGGAGAAGGUGCACCGGAAAUUGUUACUGGCAGCCGAGAUGGGAGUGUGAAGGUUUGGGACCCGAGACAGAAGAACGAUCCUGUGGCUACAAUGGAACCAGGAGAGGGAGAGACUAAAAGGGAUUGUUGGACAGUAGCUUUUGGGAAUGCAUACACACCACAUGAGAGAUGUGUCUGUGCUGGUUAUGAUAAUGGAGAUAUAAAACUUUUUGAUCUGAAAACUAUGUCACUGAGAUGGGAAACUAAUGUGAAAAAUGGGGUUUGUGAUUUAGAGUUUGACAGAAAGGACAUCAAUAUGAACAAACUGGUAGCAACUACACUAGAAUCUAAAUUCCACGUUUAUGAUACUAGAACUCAGCACCCUACAAAAGGUUUUGCUUGCCUUACAGAAAAGGCACACAAGUCAACAGUUUGGGCAGUGAAGCACCUACCUCAGAACAGAGAUAUCUUCAUGACUUGUGGAGGUAAUGGAACAGUCAAUCUGUGGAAAUACAAUUACCCAGUGAGUCGAGUGGCCAAGGACAGUGAUGAGGUGGAAAUGGGAGUUCCAGGGACUGUGCAACUUGUCCAGAAUACAGUUUUAUCUACACAACCUAUCAGUUCGUUUGACUGGAGUCCAGAUAAGGAAGGACUAAGUGUGUGCACCUCAUUUGAUCAAAUGUUGCGUGUUUGUAUAGUGACAAAAUUGAAAACUUUGGGAUAAAUCUCUUAUUUAUUAACUGUUGGAAAUUUGUGAAAUGAAGGAUUGAAGAAAAGGACAUAUGGUUAGGCUAAUCUGUGAUGAGAUCAACAUAAGAACAUCUAGAAAUGACUUUGGACUCUUUCAGGCUUAAAUUAUCACUUGAAGAAAGCCGAUUUUAACUGUUUCAAAUGGCCAUUGAAAGGAUUAUCUGGAAAUCCAGUAUUGUCAACUUGAAUAUCAACAAAUGUGUAAACCUCUCUAAAGGAUAAUGAGACAAAUCAUGCAUUUUUUCAUCAAUAUUUUUAAAGAUCAGUGGUAUGCAUUUUGUGCUGAACAAUGCCUUACUUUUACUAGAUUCAGUAUUAAAGUGAACAUUUGGACAGUGGCUUAUACAUCGGGAAUUACAGUCAAACCUGUCUAAAUACUACCUUGGGAAAUAAAAAAAAUGUUCUUUGUAGACAUGUUGUCUCUCAACACGAGUAAAUUUACAGUGUUGUUCAACUGGAAGAGAAAAUAGUGGCCUUUAUAUACAGGCUUUACUUGAACAUGGUCAUUAAUACGGGGUUGACUGUAUCUUUUCAACUUUGUUGUGGUAAUGCUGAAACUGAAACAACAGAUGCAUUUAACAGCAAAUCAUUUUGUGGCAGCUGAUUUUUAUGUACAUGAAAGAUCUUUCAUCUGCUUGUAUAUGACUCAGACAUUAUGACUCUAUACCUAACUUCAAAAGUUACAGUCGAGUUUUUUCAGUAUGAGACCUUUUGUGAAAUGUACCAUUGUGAUAUGUAAAUAUGUUUAUGUGAUUUUUACAAGUUCUUAAUGUGUUCAGGGUUAAUUGUACAAUAACACAUUUGUAAAUGUUCAUUCAUGAAAUUAUCACAUUUAUUAAAGUAUUAAGAACAAAGA